CAGACUUUCCGCCGCGGCAAGUGUAAACUUGCACUGCAGGUUACUCGAUUAUCACACCGUAUCAAAAUCAAGGAGUUGAAAGACAACAUUAUAAUGUUGUAGUGCAUUUGGAACAAGAUUUCUUCCGAUGGUCUUGAAGUACUGUAUCAUUGCUGUUAAAACAUCCGUGCCUGUCCUGUACAACACUAGAGCUAGUGAAUUCAUUUGAUCACUCAAAUAAUGUCUUUUUAACUGAUACAUACAAAAACACCAAUAUGUGAUGAUACUUGUCAUUUGACCAUGAACACUUUAAUAAAAAAAAUGAUGUUUUAAAAACAGCAUUGUGUGACAUACAUUUUCAUACUUGUCCUUAAAAACAGCAAUGUGUGACAUACAUUUUCAUACUUGUCCUUCAAAACAGCAAUGUGUGACAUACAUUUUCAUACUUGUUCUUCCACCUUAUUUUAUGUUGCAUUUCAAAAUUCAUUAAUGAUGUUCUGGAUGUGAAUUCACAACAUGGCGUCUGGCAGAAUUGAUCUCGACUCGACAGAACUCUGUUUAAUUGACUCUGGAAUCUGUUCACUGAAGGACGUUCCGCUACGAGCUCACCUGGUGACGCUCAACCUUCACAGCAACUACAUAAAGACGAUCGAGAAUCUCACACGUCUCCGACAACUGCAGCACCUCGACCUGUCGUCCAAUCAGAUAUCGCGCAUCGAGGGCCUCGACGGGUUGGUCUCUCUCCGAACGCUUAAUCUCUCGUGCAAUCUCAUUGUCAGUGUGACAGGAUUGUCGCUCAGGUCUCUGGUGAAAGUAAAUUUGAGCUAUAACCAGAUUGAAGAUUUGAGAGGACUGCAGUCUCUUUCUGGACCUGAGUACAGACUAUCUCAUCUCGAAUGCCAUGGGAACAAGAUCCGCUCUACGGAUAACGUGGUGCAGUCUCUGCGUGGGUGCCACACUCUCAGAAAGUUGGUUCUAAAGCAGGAAGGAUCAGCAAAUCCAGUCUGUCGUCUCAAAGACUAUGAAAGUGCAAUUCUACAGGGUCUACCUCAGCUCCAGUGUCUUGACGGACGAGACCGCAGUGGUCGUCCUUCUUCCAUAUCCGAUGUGUUGGCCGACAUUCCAGGUUUGGAAGAGUACAUGGAUUACCUCAUAUCCAGUGGAAGUUCAGAUCCAAACUUUGAAAAUGUAAUAACUCCUAAAAUUGAUGAAGCGAUCUCAGCAUUUAAGCAUCGUUGCUUGCAGUCACUGGAUACAAGUAACACUGUUUCAUCAACCGACCAUGAAGGCAGUUUGACGCCCACGCGACAGAUUACGUCACAUCGGCCAGGCAAUGUUCAGAAGGAAGAUGUAAGAGUGUCUGCCUGUGAAGAUUACGACGUGCGGUUAGAGUUUUUGGAAAAUCAGUUAUCAGGACUUCUUAAGAAACACCAGCAGCGCCUUGUCAACCUAGAAGCCGAAUCGACAGACAAGACAUCCAGCUCAGCUACCAGCCAGAAACCAGUUACUAAACAUGUCGCUAAGAGAGAUGUAGACGAUACAGAAGAGAGUGGAUCUGACUCUGGGAGAAGGAGAAAGCCGUUGACGAGGAGAACGAAACGGUCCAAACUGCCGAGCUACACGAAGACCACGGUGUCGACCAGGGCCAGGAGAGACGCGGCGUCACCCGUACAAACACAGUCUCCAAGGGUGGCCAAGUCAAAGAAUGUUGUGGAGUCCAGCCAGGAUAGUCUCCCUUUAGGCCCAGCAGCCAUCCAGGUGUCCAGUCUACAAGCAGAUGGUGAGAAGAGAGACGAUAUUGAGUCUACUUACGUGCAACUGAUGAAACAGCUGGAUGAGGAACGAGAACGCAGAUGGAAAGCUGAGCAAGCUGCUCGUAAACUGGCUGACCACAUUAAAACAAUACAGACUAAAGCACAUGAGGAUGGCCAGGCCUGCGAGACGGCUGUUGGUGCCACCGCCCACCUCAAGACAUUGCUGAUGAACGAACGUGAGGCCAAGAUCCGGCUACUCGAAGAAAACGAAAGUCUGAAGGAGCGACUAGAUGACCUACAGAUUCAGCUGUCCCGGAGUCGAGAGUCCGAAGGCUCCCUGAAGCAGACGCUAAAGAUCCUUGAAGAAACCAUCGGCAAGCACGAGAGAGAUGACCUGCAGCAACAGGCACACGAGCACAAGAAGCUGCAAGAAGCCCAGAUGAAGUACGCUGCCAUGACUCGUGAGGCGGAGAUGUUGCGUCACUCAGUGACCUCGCUCAAAGGUCAGCUGCAGCAGCUACAGGAACUGCUGGCGGCGAGGGAGCAGCAGCACAGAGAAGAUCUUGGGAAGUGGGUCAGCCUCGGCAGUCGUGAGAUGCAGGAGGCUGUGCAGAGAGAGACGCAUCUAUUGGAGAAACAGCACACACAGGAAAUGACAUCACUGCAGCAGAAGAUUGAUCAAUUGACUGAGCAGUACAGCGAGCUUGAGAAUGAAUUCCGCAUGGCUCUUCAAAUCGAAGCUAACAGAUUUACUGAAGUACAAGAUGCCUUCCAGUCAAUGAGUGAUGAGUUCCUACACAACAAGCUCACUCUAGAGGAAACGCUGAAGAAGAACGAAAACUCGUCGACCAUUAUUUCUGAACUAACUGCUCUUGUCAAAGAACAAAAGGGACGAAUAACAGAACUUUCUAAAGCAAAGCGUGAACAGAGCUCCGAGUACAGGGAACGUGUUGCAUCUCUGGAAGCUCACGUUGACGAGGCAAGGAAAAGAAUGGUGCAGUUUGAACUCCUUAAGAAGGAGAAGUCCAAGCUGUCUGCCCAUGUACAGGCUCUGGAGUCGGUCAUUGAAGGACUGAAGGCAGAAAGAAAACUCUGGGGUCAGGAGCUGGCGCAUCAAGGAGCUUCCCUGGCUCAAGACCGAGGUCGAUUGGAGUCGAAGAUAGAAAGUUCACAGUUUGAAAUCUCCACUCUGAAAAAACAGUUGGAGAAAGAGACGGAUGCUGUGAGAAUUAAGAGCAAGAUGAUAGACGACCAGACCGAGACUAUUCGCAACUUGAAAGAGGGUCUGCUGGAGAGGGACGGGGAAGUAAAGAAAGCUCGCAACGAGGGUCUCAAGAUCCACCGAGACCUGGAGGAACAGCUGGCAGAAGAGAGGACAGCACGUCAGGAUGCCGAGGAAAUGGUGGAGCGACUGCGGGAACGUAAAGAUGAACUGAAGCAGCAGGUUGCAGAUCUCAAGUCGGACUUGGAGGAGUCGAUAAAAGCUCAUGAAAUUCUGAAUUCUCGUUGGAAGGAAAAGUCUUCUUUGAUUGGUCAGCUGGAAUAUCAGGUGACACAGAUGAAGGAGACCUGGGAAGAGAAGGAACAGAAACUAUCGAGAGAGAGGGACAAGGCAAUCGAGGCUGCAAAUUUGGCUAUAGAGAAACUGAGAAGCAUGGAUGAUGCUUUCCGCAAACAGCUGGAUGCAAAAGAGAAAGCUUUUCAGGAAAAGAUAACUCAACUACAAGAUGAGAAACGACACCAGGUGGAAGAAGCAAAUCAGCGGGUUGCGAUAGUAGAAGACGAAAUGAGAGAACUCUUGCAUGAAAAUGAAAUGACAAAGAAAACAAUGGAAGAGAAGUUGAAGCAUAUGUCCUGCACCUUGGCAGAUCUCCAAUCAAAUCUCAUCUAACAUUUAAAUCCAGAUUUCUCAUCCAAUCAAAUUGCAUGUUGCCUCUAAACCCAGAUAUCCUAUCCAAUCAGAUAUUCUGUAAUACAGAUCGGCAUGAAUCUAAGUAUAUUUCUUCUAAUAUCUGAAUCCAGAGUUCCAGUCAGUUCUCUUAUAUAAUGAAAAUAUCAUUAUCAGAUCUACUGUGGUGUUCUAGUCUUAAUGGUUCAGUGGUCACAAAACUGUUAAGCAGUGUUCUCUUUAUGUAAUGUUUUUUAUACGGACGUCGCAUGCGAUUUGUCGUGAGAAAUAGGACAUGUUCUAAUAGGUAGUACUCCGACAUGACUUGUUGUUCCAAGUUAGGUAUUCCCACGGUACGAUUCGAUCGCAAGUAACAAGUCGGUGUGACUAUCGCAUAAUGAGAAUGCCCCUUUUGAUGCUGGGUUCUUAUCUCAGUGCUGGCUUCAGUCAAGAGUUCCCUGCUCAUUGAGAAGUCCGUUAACCUGACAGGUAUGCUCUUGUCCUUGAUAGAGAGCUACCGGCCUCCGUGGUAUAGUGGUUAAGCCAUCGGAUAUAAGGCUGGUAGGUACAGGGUUCGCAGCCCGGUACCAACUCGCAUACAGAACAAGUUUUAACAACUCAAUGGUGUAAGACCACUACACACUCUUCUC
Messenger RNA from Gigantopelta aegis, 4271 nucleotides. Its product is annotated as leucine-rich repeat and coiled-coil domain-containing protein 1-like. Gene Ontology annotation, molecular function: protein binding. The record is from RefSeq and is a predicted model, not a curated record. Bases 496 to 3624 code for a protein of 1042 amino acids. Gene Ontology annotation, cellular component: cytoplasm. The transcript has 27 exons. Lineage: Eukaryota; Metazoa; Mollusca; Gastropoda; Neomphalida; Peltospiridae.